Molecule: messenger RNA, 1937 nt
Organism: Pyrgilauda ruficollis (rufous-necked snowfinch)
Lineage: Eukaryota; Metazoa; Chordata; Aves; Passeriformes; Passeridae
Gene: NPL
Product: N-acetylneuraminate pyruvate lyase
Exons: 13
Coding region: 385-1311 (308 amino acids)
Biological process (GO): N-acetylneuraminate catabolic process
Molecular function (GO): 4-hydroxy-tetrahydrodipicolinate synthase activity; N-acetylneuraminate lyase activity
Source: RefSeq, a predicted model, not a curated record
CAUGGAGCCCAGAGAGAAGCUAUUUCAGCUUUAUAUACUGCUUUAUUCACUGAUUUAUUUCUACAACAGGGCUUGUUUUUACUAUGGAGCUGUUCUGGGAUCUAGCUAGAAACUGAAGUCCACAAGCAAUUGUCUCAGCAAACUUUAGCCUGUGAAAGAAGUUACCUAGAUCCACAGAAACUUCCAGUCCUCUCUGAGUGCUGAGAGGAAACGAAUUCAUCUUCCCCUCCAAAUUAUCCACAUUCUGUUAUUGACAGAUUUUUCUCAGAAACAAGAACAUGAAAAAAGGGACAUGGAUCCGUCUGUGUGUCCCAGAGCAGGGACACUGCACUGCUGUUGGGAGUGCUUCCAGCACCUCGGCAGGACUGUGAGGACUUUGGCUCGAUGGCACCCCCAAAGAAGUUAAAGGGUCUGGUAGCUGCUACCAUCACUCCAAUGACUCCGGAUGGAAAAAUAAACCUGCCGGUGAUUCGUCAGUACGUGGAUUACCUGGUAAACGAGCAGAAUGUGAAGAACGUUUUUGUGAAUGGCACAACAGGAGAAGGCCUAUCCCUUAGCAUCCAGGAGAGGAAGCAGUUGGCAGAAGAAUGGAUGUGCCAGGGAAAAGACAAAUUGGACCACGUGAUCAUUCAUGUGGGAGCACUGAAUCUGCCAGAGUGCCAAGAGCUGGCAAGACAUGCAGCAGCCAUAGGUGCUGAUGGCAUUGCUGUCAUAGCCCCCUUCUUCUUCAAACCCACAAACAAAGAUGAGCUGGUUGCUUUCUUACAGAAGGUUGCAUCUGAAGCCCCUGAGGUGCCAUUUUAUUACUAUCACAUUCCUCCUCUGACAGGUGUGAAGAUUCGUGUGGAAGAGUUGCUGGAUGGGAUAAAAGCACAGAUCCCCACCUUCCAGGGUGUGAAGUUCAGUGACACGGACCUCUUGGACCUGGCACAGUGCAUCCACAAGAAUGGAACAGGGGAGUUUGAAUUUCUUUAUGGGGUGGAUGAGCAACUGUUGGGUGCACUGGCACUAGGGGCAAAUGGAGCAGUUGGAAGUACAUACAACUAUUUGGGCCGACAAACCAAUCUGAUGUUGCAAGCCUUUGCAAAGCCAGACUUUGCCUUGGCACAGCAGUAUCAGUUUCUCACUGGGGAAUUUCUCAACUUUGUCAUCAAACUGGGGUUUGGUGUUGCACAGACUAAAGCUGUAAUGACUUCUGUUUCUGGCAUUCCCAUGGGACCUCCACGGCUUCCGCUUGUUGCUGCCUCCGGUGAGUUCAUCGCGAAGGCCAAAGCCAAGCUGGACAGCAUUGUGUGGCCUAAUGGUGACUGAUCAUGGAGUCAUGGAAUCAUUACAUUGAGAAAGACCUCUAGGAUCAUCAGAUCCAACCACUAACCUGACACUCCUGAGUCCACCACUAAGCCACAUCCUCAAGUGCCACGUGUAUGAUGUUGUUCACUUCGUGUUGAUCUGGAGGUUUCUUUUCUGGGAUUCUCUGCCAUGUAACACAUCCCCCACGUGAAGGGCAGGAUUUCUUUCAGGGAACUGGCAAUGUGCCCAAGCCCCUUCCUGUCCGGGCUGGCUUUGCUGGGACACAUGUGCCUGACAUUUUACACUGCUCCCCUGGCGCUCUGCACGUUCCAGGACUAACUGGGAUUGUUUAAUAAAAAAAUAGCAAAUUUUUCCCAGUUGGAGGAGAAGGCUGAUGACUUUUGCCUAGAAAGGAGGAAGAUCUGUCUCUGAUCACUCUCAGCUGGAUGGUGUUUUGUCCUCUCCAUGAGGACACUACAUUGUGGAUUUAAACAACAGUAUGACACCAUCAGGUUGCUCAGGCUGGUAUCUGUUCAUCAGAGUCACUGGGACAUUGUCUGUGCAUGUAAAAUCCUGCUUCUGUCUGAUCUCUGUGUUUCUACACCUUAAUGCAAAAUUAAAAAAAGAAGUAUCUUUUGUGACAGCAA